This is a messenger RNA of Peronospora farinosa, 2436 nucleotides long. The record is from the annotation of a GenBank genome assembly. NCBI's taxonomy places the organism in Eukaryota, Oomycota, Peronosporomycetes, Peronosporales, Peronosporaceae.
AUGCAGCUUCUACAACGCUUUGUGACUGCACCGACAGUGCAUGCAGCAUUACGUCUCCAAGGCAUAGGCAUCUCCAUUGUUGACAGUGCGCCCAAAGAACUGGUAUAUAUGUCCAUUAUUGGUAUUACAUUGGAGUUUCUUCUCAGCGAAGACGACCGAAACUACAGCGGAGCUUCAAUUGCCGGAAGUGCAGCGUCAUUGUCUCGGCUCGAGCGUGAAACCGGUCCUCGGGUUCUGGCUUGCUGUCUUGAAGUGAGUGACAUACAAAUUGACAAUCAGUUGCAGUUGACGCCGUAUCCUGUACUGCUGCGCUUUUCCAAUCCAAAUGACAGAUCACGAACUCUAAAGGGACAAACCGUAAGUAUCCCUGCGUUGCAGGUGGGUCUCGUGAAGCACGAAGAAUACGCUGGUAUCGAGUUUAUCAGGCAUUUCAGUGUCAGUGUUCUGCCGGUGCAUAUUCGGGUAGACGGCGCUCUGCUCUAUCAGAUAUUACCGCUCUUUACUCACACCAAAAUCUAUGGCAGCAAUGGCAAAGCUGGUAUGGCAAUUAAAAAACGAGCGGUUGUAUCGGCGAAUGGCGAGACUAAUUACGAUGAGAUCGCUCGAGCGGCACACAGCCAUUUAUUACUCAGAGAUUUCAACGCCAGCCUUGAAGAUCAGGCGAAAAUGUAUGAGACGAUCCAGAAAGACGGGGCCACAUCGGCGGAAGCUAGUUCGCACUCAGCAACUCCCAAGAUUACUGCUCGGAGAAGCAGCGGUACGCAACAACAGCGAACAAGCCCACGCCACAAGGAUCAUACCGCAUUGGCUGCGGAGACUCAGCAUUACAUGGAUACAAAAUACGGCAAACUCAGUGCUAUUGCUACGAAGGAUGAGCAAAAUAAGCUGUACUUCGAAGAGUUUCACAUUGAUCCCAUCCGCGCUACUGUCAGCUUCUCAUUUGGUGACAGUGCAGGCGCCAUUGUGGACGGUCAGUUGUCAUCAUUAUCACACGCAGCAGCAUUGACAGACCCGUCGUCACCAAGAGAGACAUCCGUCAUCACAGUUGGCCCUCUGCGACUUAUUUUGAAUGCUAUUGGCACUAGCCUAAGCAAGAUCGCGAACGCUCCGUUCAAACUUCAGGCGCUUCACAUCCAUAAUACGUUUAUACAACCCGAUGCGUUAGCAACGAGGUUGGCGUCACAUUAUCAGAGUGAGGCGCUUCGUCAAGCCUAUGUCAUUCUCGGAAGUGUUGACGUGCUAGGCAAUCCAAUGAUCGCAUGGAAAAAUCUUAGCAGUGGUUUCCAGGACUUCAUUUCCGAGCCAGCACAUGGACUUUCGCAGCGAAGUCCGCAAGCGUUUGCUUUCGGUAUUGGGCGUGGGUCACUAUCGCUUAUGCGCGCUUCGGUGUAUACCUUCUUGGAUUUUAACACGCGCAUUCUUACGGCUGUUUCACUUGGUCUGUCUGAAGCCUGUUUAAAGCUGGAUGACUACACGGGCUACCCUGCUACGCGUCACAUUUUCCAGGGUCUCGUGCAAGGUGUCUCGGGUGUUGUAGUGGCUCCCAUCCACUCGUUCGAAGUCAACGGCGCACGUGGUGUGUUGCCUGGGUUAGUGGCAGGUGUGUUCGGAGUCGUACUAAAGCCAUUGCUAGGCUUCUCUUUGGCCACAGCAACAACCGCUGCUACGCUUCGCGAUGCUGUUGACCCCAACACGAAGGUGCUGCUUGUACGUGUGCGGCCGCCACGCCACAUUGACCUUCGGACAAAAAGGCUGAAGGUCUACUCGUACGUGGAAUCCUUGGGUGAAGAAAUUGUAGGCAAGGUCCGCGGUGGUCGCUAUCGUGCCGACGGAUAUCUGGGUCACGUCGAUCUCAAGACAGCUCACCAAUGCUUUUUGGUCACCCGCAAGCGUAUUUUAUUUCUAAACGUGAGAGGAACAGCCCCGACGCAAACAGCAAAGUACGACGUCCAGUGGGAAUUGCUGGCAGAAGAAGUCGUGAUGGUGGAUUGCUCUAAGGCACCAACUGAGCAGACCAUCACCAUCUACUAUAUGGAAGACGAGUUCCGCGCAGCUAGCGGUGCCGGGCGCAGUAUUGGUGGUGCAAGCGGGUCAAAUACAGUGAUCACGAGCAUGCGACGGACACCAGGCAUACCGCGUGGCAUGUUUUUAAAAAAGCACGAGGUGGCACUGCCAGACACGAAAGUACUUUUCGUUCGUGCAAUGCUACAGCAACAAGAGCGCUCGCUUCUCACAAAAAUGAACAGCUACACAAAGGACUUACUGCACCGCCAAAACUCUCUAUCAUCUCUAACAAGGACAAACUCGAUGAAGCCAAGCUCAGCAUGGCAGCCUCAGCACUCGGAGUACCCGAUUUUUCGAUUACCACAGACGCAGUCUUGCGAACCUCAUGGAGGCGUCCGUCGCAUGUGCACAACCUCUACAACCAGCAACUGA